Salvia miltiorrhiza (redroot sage) is the source of this 1497-nucleotide messenger RNA. Its product is annotated as UV-B-induced protein At3g17800, chloroplastic-like. Bases 242 to 1378 code for a protein of 378 amino acids. NCBI's taxonomy places the organism in Eukaryota, Viridiplantae, Streptophyta, Magnoliopsida, Lamiales, Lamiaceae. The record is from RefSeq and is a predicted model, not a curated record. The transcript is spliced from 2 exons.
AUAGUUGUCGCCACAAGACACUUUUCCGUGCGUCUCUCAUCUCAUUAGUCAUUACCUUAUCCUCUUUGAUAAUCGUAUGUUCUUUAUUUAUUUCUGAUAAUUUCGUCGUCUUCUUUAUAAGCACAGCACCCAAUUCCAGUUGCAAAUCCACUCUGCUCCCACUGCUUCUCUUCUCGUCAAUCUCCAUCACCACAAAACUCACCAACCAAUCAAUCUGCAGCAACGAUACUCUGAUUGUUGAAUGGACUGUUGCCUCUCCUACACCAAUCCCCGAUUCCCAACUCCGCCCGCCGCCGCUCCCGCUCGCCGCCCUCCGAUCUCUCUAGGGCUGCGGGCGACGCGGCUGAUCGUGGUGUCUAGUGCCAGCAGCAAGAGCAAGUGCGAUUUCGGCGGCUUGAACGCGCCGCUUGAGCCGCGCACGCCGGCCGGGAGGCUGUUGAGCGGCGUUUGUCUGGACGAUCGCGGCGGUUUUCACGCCGCAUCGAGGAGGGAGCUUGAGCGGCUGGCGGUUCAGAGGGAUGAGGCGGCGGCGCGGUUGCAGCUCAGCCUAGGCUCCGAUGAAGCUUGCCUCCAUAGGAGAAUUGCGGAGUUCAGACAUCACGAAUGCCAGGAUGCAGUUGAGGAUGUUAUGUAUAUGCUAAUUUACUACGAAUUCUCUGAAAUGGGAGUCAAUUUAGUGCCACCGCUUUCCAAGUGCGCCUAUAAUGGUAGGCUAGAGAUAUGGCCUUCGAAGGACUGGGAGCUCGAGUCCAUCCAUAGCGCUGAGGUUCUGCAGAUGGUGAGGGAGCAUCUAAGAGCUGUCGCUGGAUGCAGGGCAAACUCCAACGUUACUGACAGCUGGGCCACUACUGAGGUACAAAGGUUCCGCCUCUGUGAAAUGUACGCUGCUUCCAUCUUAUAUGGCUACUUCUUGAAGACUGCUUCCUUGAGGUACCAACUCGAACGGGGUCUAGACCUCAGCAGCUCCCACUACGGCCUUGCUGGUCGAGGCCAGCAUCCCGUCUCAGAGAUGUUUGCUGCAGGAUCCAGCUACAUCGCCCAUGGCCGUGUCAGCAGCCCAAGAUCCGCCCCAGCAAGCCCAGUUUCGUAUCCUCUGCAGAAUAAACCAGAGAGUUUGAGAUUUUACAUGAUGGGAUUCGACCACGAAUCAAUUCAGAUGUGUGCAAAGCCCAAGUCCAAGGAGGCGGUGAAUCUUCUUGAGAGACACACCUCUGCUCUAUUCGGGGAUGAGGAGACGGGACUGCUCGAAACAGAUGACGUGCUUACUACCUCAUUUGCGAGCCUGAAGAGGUUUCUGCUCGAAGCCGUCGCCUUUGGCUCGUUCCUCUGGAAUGCAGAGAACUUUGUGAGCGAUGUAUAUAUGCUCGAGGAAAACUAAGUAGGUUUUAGGCGUAUUUUGUGUAGAUGAUAUAUGCUUUCUUGCUUUCAGAUAUGAAGAUGUAUAUAUGGUUGAACAGUGUAUAUAUAUGUAUAUUUAUAAACCUUCUUGAUUUACAA